UCUGCAGAUUUUGUCGGAGUAAGCAAUAGCUGGUAAAGUUCUAUAAAAUAAAAUUAAAAAGCAGUGCUGUAUGCGCCUAUCCCUUUAGAUCACAUUACAAGCCUAUCCGACGUGCCCAGCAUAGGCUUUACGUCAUAAUACAGCGACAAGGCAAGUCAGGUGGCUGGGGUUUGUGGAAGUCUUGAUAGAUAGUGGGUGUAUUGAUUGCUUUUAACGGUCAUUGCACGCUAUACAGGGUAAAAACAGAAAAAAAGGUAAAAACAAUUAAAUUAACGUUUGCUGCGCCUGAGACGUUUUAUCACCUGAAGCGUAGUUUAUUUCGCAGCUUGGUUUAACUCGUUCGUUGAAACGCAAACACCGUGCAGACCGCUAUACGACUGUUUUCUUUAGGCUACUGAAUAGCUAAUAUCUACACAGCUACACUAUAGCCUAUUCGAGCAAACAAGGCAUCGGUAUCUUUUACAGUAGAGGAAUAUGGAUACCAACGUUUCUUUUUUAAAAUAUGAAUUGGCCGCCACCAUCGAGCAGGCGGUGAGAAACGCCGUAGAGACCGUCUUGAGGGAAACGGCGAAGGUAGUAGGAACCAAGCUGUCGGCGGCUCAUACUGCGGCCGCAGAGUCUCAUCGGGAGAAUCAAAGUUUGAGAGAAAGACUGGACAUUUCAGAGAGCGAACUGAAGGCGGUGCGUUACUAUAUGACAGCUGCCGAGAAGAAUAUUAAACAGUGUUUGCUUCUCAAUCAGAGUCAACCACGGUCACACGCCAUAAGCUCUGAACAUCCAAACAGCGGAGAUGCCAUCUUUUCCCUAACGUUACCAUCGACAUCCGAUCCGACUCUUGGUCCUCACGGCGUUGGUGCUACGCGCAGGUCGGCCAAAUCACUUCGCAACUUAUCUGCAAGAUCUCAGUUUUCAAAGUCAUUUCCUAGUGUUGGUCUCUGCUUACCGACUGUACAGCCAGACUGGGCAAGAAGUAGUACGAACCGCAGGAGAAUGCGUUCCUCCACUUCGGGAAAUCUGUAUGUGACAAACCAUAGCCAAACCACACACAAUGAUUUGCAGAGUCAACACGUAUUGCUGGAAACUGCGGAGGAUCCAGAAAACCAAUUCUAUAUUACAGACGAAGGCGUCGCAGAUAAAGAGUACACUGGCGCUGUGGGGACCGAGGAGAACGACGGAAGAGUCCUGCAGGAGCCGGAUGGUGUGGGAGCACAGCCAAAGGAACGGCCUGACAUCACCAAGUUUGAGUUUGAGAUGGGGGGCCCUGCAGGCGACGUGAAUGAGCUGGGCCUGAUCCGGGUUAUGGAGGAUGGGAACGAGGUCAAAGACGGGGCCGUCAAGAUCGAGGACGACCCUGAGGAACCCGUCCUGGAGCCCCUGGUCUCUGACCUGGGUGUCCCGGCACAGCAGCUGUCACCCCCCUCCGGUGAAAGUGGAGGUGCCAGUAUGAGCUUCACAGUGCCUUCCAUGGAAAACCCCGACCUGGCUGCCAUGCAGACGCAGAGGGAGAGCCCGGACAAGGUCCACCGCUGCAAUGUGUGCGGCCGCGGGUUCCGCCGGUUCUACUGCCUGAAGACCCACCAGCGCAUCCACACGGGCGAAAGGCCGUACCCCUGCAGGUACUGCGAGAAGCGAUUCCGCCACCUGGACAGCCUGCACAAGCACCAGCGCAUCCACACCGGAGAGCGGCCAUACCGCUGCACCCAGUGCAGCUGCUGCUUCCGUGAACUCGGUCAGCUCAAGAAGCACCGGCUGACCCACUCGCCCGUCCCUCUUGCCCCCCACCCCGUGCUCUCUCUGCCCCCGACGACGCACUCCUUCCCCUGGUCUCAUCUCGCUUCACAGUCCCUGGAUUCCACUUAAGAGUACCCCUGAUAUCGGUCGGAAAAUAUCAAACUUCUUUUAUUUGCAUACAGCGCUAAUUGAAGCAUGAGACACAUGCCCAGACAGCCCAACAGUUGCAGCAAAUAAGUAAUGUUUUCAUAAAGUUUAUGGUUACAGUUGUAUUUUUAAAUAUUGCUGCAGUGUAAUGGCAGUUGUGACAAUUGUGUGUAAAUGUGUUAGGUACAUAGAAUUAAAACCUAUAAUUAGUCUUGUUAUCAAGGUUGGGCAGAAUAGUCAUUCUGUACAAGGAUUCUCAAGAUGCAUGACCAACCAAAAUUAAUCUUGGACUUUUUCCAUGGGACCUGUGGGGGUAACCUGGUUUCUGUGGAAGAUAACUGGGAUCCGGCACCCAGCACUGCUAGUUAUGGUCUUAUUCUUUUUGGUCAAAAACCCUGAAUAAAUCCUAUCCGUCAUGGUUUGCUUUUUGCAUAUGUCAAUAAUACAGCAGAGCUGAUGUUUCUUUGGUGUGAUAGAUGGGAAUGUAAGUGCAGGGUUUUUCUAUCAACCUCAGUUUAUAUUUGACACAUUUGAGGAUGUUUGUGCUGUAUGUUGUGCUGAAUUCAUGUUGAAAUGUGGUGCUUGCCCUCUCUGAGAUUCUAAUUAAUAUGUUUCUCUGUCCAUGGAUGCCGGUGAACACAUUUACUCAUCGUUCAAAAUGUGCUACUAUAACUGCCUAAUUGCCUGUUCUUACUUGCCACUUUCGGAUGUACUUGGCUCCUAUUAUAUUGAAUCGGAGCCAUUCAAUGGGGCUGUUCGUAUUUUCAAUUUCCUCAGGUAUACCUGACCCCCCGUACCCUUUCCAGCAGCAUCUGGCCUAAACUGCCACUAACUCCCCACCCCCCCCACCCAUAUUCUGUUUGUACAUUUGCCGAUGUGAAAGAUGGACUGACAACUGCAGAUACAGGGAAGUUGAAGGAGACAAAAUGGUCAUGUUACAGUGUGUCAUUUGCAUUUUUUUUGCUGCCCUGCAGAAAUUGCAGUUAUUUCUUGUGUAUUAUUACAAAAUAUUACUCUGAUUUCAUUGUGCAAAUUAAACAAGGUCCUUGUUUUUGGAUUGUUUUAUUAUUAUUAUUUCGAGAUUAUGCUUAGUGUACAGCCCUUAUGGUGAACUGAAGUCUGGAAGGACAGUCGUUCAUGUUCUAUGGGGGGCCUCGCUGUGGCUCAAGCUGUAAAGACACUCGUUCUCAGCAAAGCAUGAGCCCUGCAAAAAAAGAGUAGAUGUAUCACCAAGACCUCUCACAUCUGGAAAGCCUGAUUCAUUGAAGGCACUAGAAUAAUAGGGAGUAAUUAUAAUGAAAUGUUUCCAUUCCAUGUUGCCUACUUUCCAGCACCAUCAAAUAUUUAAGUGCCUUGCCCAGAGGAUAUGUAACCCCCCUCUACAAACAAUCUGCCUGGGAAAAACAGUUCCUUUCGUAAUACUUAAUUUCCAUGUAGAACUUCAGACACUGCUGUUAAAUAAUUAAAUGGGAUUAAACAAAA
Messenger RNA from Conger conger (European conger), 3360 nucleotides. RefSeq names its product zinc finger protein 18. Gene Ontology annotation, cellular component: nucleus. Lineage: Eukaryota; Metazoa; Chordata; Actinopteri; Anguilliformes; Congridae. The record is from RefSeq and is a predicted model, not a curated record. The coding region runs from base 475 to 1860 and encodes 461 amino acids. Gene Ontology annotation, molecular function: RNA polymerase II cis-regulatory region sequence-specific DNA binding; DNA-binding transcription factor activity, RNA polymerase II-specific. Gene Ontology annotation, biological process: regulation of transcription by RNA polymerase II. The transcript has 2 exons.